Plasmodium gonderi is the source of this 2400-nucleotide messenger RNA. RefSeq lists its product as hypothetical. The record is from RefSeq and is a predicted model, not a curated record. Bases 1 to 2400 code for a protein of 799 amino acids. NCBI's taxonomy places the organism in Eukaryota, Apicomplexa, Aconoidasida, Haemosporida, Plasmodiidae. The transcript has a single exon.
AUGAACAGAAUGAUGAUUAAGAAGAGGAUAGUAGAAUCAAAGAAUCACUUUUAUCUCAAAUCAGUAUGCAUAGAUUUUAUACCCCACCACUUUUUCUUACGUUAUCAAAGACUGUGUUAUGGCAACUUGGUAGAUAAUGCUUCUCAGAAGUUAGCUUGUCACCAUGCAAAAGGUUCAAGGAAUAAAGACAUGUGCAAGCACAUCCAAACGCAUAGUAGAAUAAAUUUUAAAAAUUGUGAGGAGCCCAACCUUUUUGAAGAAGAAUUAAGUAAAGUGUUCAAGGAGUACCCACUGCCAACUGAUAACAAAGAGCCGAUUGACAAUGAAGAAAUAUUAAUAACUCAUAAUAUGAAGAAUGAAAUAAAAAAUAUUGGCAAUGUUGUUAAGCUAGAUGAUUCUACAUAUGGGAUGGUGCUACAAAUUAAUAAGCACAAUGUGGUAAUAGGAAAAAUAAAGAAAACAAAAUUUGAUAAUUCUACUCCAGAAAUGGAAGAUUAUCACUUGAGAGUAGAGGACACGAGCAAAAAUACAGAGAAAUCUAAUGAAGGUACUUGUCAUUCUAUUUUCUCCCAGCCUGUAAAAGAAACAAACGUUUAUUCCCCAUUUGAAUACUUGAAUUAUCUCUUUUCAAAUGAACCAAUCAAUCAUUUAAAUAUAUUCAGACAUGUAGAGAAAGAAACAUAUCAUCGAAAGCCUAUCAUCAAGCAACUGUACACGAACUUGCUAUUGACAGAUCUUUUCAAUAAAAUAAAUUAUGGGCAGAAAAUUUGCAUAAUUGAAGAAACAAAAAAUGAUGGAAAAAAACAGGUUAUUAAAUCUAUUCUUUAUGAAAAUUUACUGACCAAUUUGGUUAAAAAGAAUGAGCAUUUUUUUAUCAUUUGUUCGAACAGCCCCAAGGCGGAAAUACUCAACGUUUUUCAUGAAUUGCAUGAACUGUUCAGAAAAAUGCACACUUGUUCAGGCGAAAUGGGAGGGGAAAAAAAGAACAGCUAUCUUGGGGAGGGUAGAAGCGCUGCUAGUUACCAAGAGAAGGGUCAGCACCCAGGAUACCACCAAACUGAUCAAUCAGGACACCACCAAACUGAUCAAUCAGGACAUCACCAAACUGAUCAACCGCGAGACAAGCGAAAUGUGCAGGAAUUGUACUCCAAAAACUACAUGCACGGCAAGGUAAAAAUGCCAAACGAUGUGCUACUGAUAAAUGCCUCACCAGAAACGGGGUCUAAAGUUUCGGUGUACAUUUCGCCACUCCUUUCCCUUUACAAUUUAAAUGAGUACAAAAAGAAGUACAAAAAUGUUUUAUUAAUUUUUUAUGAUGUAACCAUGUACAGCGAAAUUUCAUCAAAUUUGCAAAAAGAUAUGAAUACAUUUGUUCGCAGUUACUAUGAAAAAUGGGAAGGAAACACAUGGGGUAAGUCUUAUACAACAAUGAAGAUUGGUUUAAGAGACACUUAUCCAAUAUCAGACAUCCCACCCAUUGCGACCUUACCACUAUCUGUAUACACUGUGCUUUCAAAAUAUAUGGCAGCAUCCAAGUAUCCUCAUUUUGUGGGAGAAGUAGGUGAUGAAUCAACUGGUGGAAAAUAUGUAGGAAGUGAGAUGACCUCGUCUAGUCCCACCCAAGGCCAUAUUGGUGAUAAACAUGUACGUAAUUGCAGGUAUGCUGAUUCUGUGUUAGGUAGGGAACGCAUAACAGAUUCGCACAAGAUAGAUGCACACAUGUUAGAUACGCACAUGUUAGAUGCACACAAAAUACGUGUUAAUAAAAACCGGUGGGACAGCGGUGUAACCACAUUUUGCUUCCUUAACAAGGGAGAAGUAUCGGAUCCAGUAAAAGAUUAUGCAUUGUCAGUAAGCGAAAACAACAUGCAUAUGCUGAGAAAUAACUUUAAUAUUCAACCAGAAUUUAAUCUAAAUCAAGUAAUUAAAAAUGUAACAAAUGAAGAAAAUAAGGUUUGGGAAUUUAUCAAAGAAGAUAUAAGGAAAGUAAUUCAAAAGAGAAAUGAAAUGAUACUGUUAAAUGAAAAUAAAAAAAAUUAUAACAUUUUUAUAGACGAUUGGGAAUAUGAAGAUCUUAUUCAUUACAAUAGUAUAUAUUAUAUAUUGAUUUAUGUAAAUCAUCAAAUGGCUACUAUGAAUUCCUUUGAUAUUAUUCUCUUUCUCCGAAUUUUGUUAACGUACAAUUUUACAAAUUCAGUCAUUUCAAGAAAUCAUAUUCAUUCAUUUUAUAUCCAAUUUAAUCAAUUUUAUUCCUCAAACUCUAAGUACUUUUCUCUCCUCAAAAAUGCAUAUUAUCAACAGUUAAGCUCCUUCAAUGAUAGAAACAGGGCUCACAUAUUUAUACGUAAAAUUGAUCUUAUAUUGAAAUGUAUAAAUCCACCCUUCCGAUAUAUUCUAUAG